This is a messenger RNA of Adineta ricciae, 1092 nucleotides long. The record is from the annotation of a GenBank genome assembly. NCBI's taxonomy places the organism in Eukaryota, Metazoa, Rotifera, Eurotatoria, Adinetida, Adinetidae.
AUGGUUUGUCAUCAUGGGUUCGAUCGAAAUGCAGCACAAGCUGCUUGCCGUUCUCAAAAGAAGAAACUUCAGAUGUUUUCACCAAAUGAUCUAUAUGAUAAAUGUUACUUUCAAUAUAACAAUGAUCCUUUCGUCGUUCCAUGGGACUUUGUCUUAGAUAAUUUCAAUUGCACAAAUGAUAUGCAUGUCGGAAUUGGAUGUGGAGGAACUUAUGAGCCUCCUACAACCACUACUACGAGUGCCGAAGCCUUUUUAGUUACGCCUUGCUCUACUGCAACCUGGUCUCGAGAAGGCACAGUGGUGGCAGGACGAAAUCCUAAUACGGGAAAUAGUCUAAUUGGUCCAUCUGGCUUGUAUGUCAAUUCGAACAAUACUGUCUUCUACACGGAUCCUUUCCGUUCGGCAGUUAUAGAAUGGCAGACAGGUGCGACAUUUGGUAAGAUCUUGGCUCGGCCCGGUUUGCCUCACGGUUUAGUUGUUGAUGAUGAGGAAACCUUUUAUGUAACUGAUGACAAGCAGGUGACACGUUGGACAAAAGGAGCUACUGUAGGAGAAACUAUCAUUUCUUCUGCGGGAAUACUUAGUGGUAUUGCUUUUGAUGCAAAACGAGAACAUAUUUACGUCGUAGAUACGGAGAAAGGCGUUUUCAAGUAUGACAGAGAUGGAACAAAUGCAGUGCUCGUUAUCCCCAAAACUGAAGAUAUUAGUACCAUUGCGGUUGACAGCAACGGGGCUAUCUAUUGGGCAAAUUACGUGGGUGAUAAAGUGAUGAAGUUGUCAGUGAAUGCCACAUCAAGUAUUAUUAUAGCUGGCGGCAACGGAAAAGGAAACGGAACAAAUCAGUUUUGGAAUCCAUAUGGUAUUCUUGUUGAUCGGCUUGGCACAUUAUACAUAACCGACACGGUGAACAGUCGAAUCGUACGUGUACCUUCAGAUGGUGGGGCGCCAACGAUCAUUACCGGAGAGCAAGGUCAAUUACGUUAUCCUGUUAACCUUACCUUCGAUCGCUUGGGAAAUCUCUAUGUGAUAGACAAUUAUAGUGAACGAGUUCAGAUGUUCACAUUUGACAAGACUUCAUGUGCUCGACAAUGA